GCCAGUUCCGACAGUCGUCAAACAUUCGGCCACGCGUCACGUCGUGCACCUCUCUGCUGUACUCCCACCGACGAAUUGCCACGUUUUCAUCGAGGUACAAACAGCCGCUGGAACGCCGGUCGUUUUUGGUCCGUCGAUACUUUUGAUCGUUUCGGAUUUGUCAUCCACCCAACCGACCGGUGUACAGAGUACCGCGACAUGAAGUCCAGUUGGUUACGCGUGUCCGUGGCGUGCGUCGCCGUGGUCGCGAUGGUGUCCGCGGCCAACCAACCGCAACAGUCCAGCCAGGUGGAGACGUUGCCCAACGGUCUUAAAAUCGAAUACGUGUACACGUUGGACGGAUGCGAGCCCAAGUCCAAGGUCAACGACAUGCUCACCAUGCACUACACCGGCAAACUGGUGGACGGCACCAAGUUCGACUCUAGCCAUGACCGAGAUCAACCUUUCACAUUCCAACUUGGCGUGGGACAAGUGAUCAAAGGAUGGGAUUUGGGAUUGACUAAAAUGUGCGUCGGCGAGAAGAGGCGACUGACCAUUCCGGCUGACCUAGCGUACGGUGACCGUGGAGCGGGAAAUGUCAUCCCCGGAGGAGCCACGUUGAUCUUCGACGUUGAACUGUUGAACGUUGGUGACCAAGCGCCUACCACGAACGUGUUCAAAGAAAUCGACCAGGACCAAGACAAGCAACUGUCGAGAGACGAGGUCAGCGAGUAUCUUAAGAAACAGAUGGCUGCGGCUGAAGGUGCAGAGGGCAGCGAUGAUAUCAAGCAAAUGAUGUCCGACCACGAGAAGCUUGUCGAAGAAAUAUUCCAACAUGAAGACAAGGACAAGAACGGGUUCAUAUCGCACGACGAAUUCACCGGACCUAAACACGACGAGCUGUAAGGAAAAUGGACAUCCGAAAACACAAUAUAUAACUUCCAUUCAUUUCAUCGAUAUACGCGUGUGUAUAAUAUAAAUAAAGUACAAAUGCGUUAGGAUAAUAUCAAAA
Sipha flava (yellow sugarcane aphid) is the source of this 991-nucleotide messenger RNA. It is a transcript of the gene Fkbp14, whose product is annotated as peptidyl-prolyl cis-trans isomerase FKBP2. Gene Ontology annotation, molecular function: peptidyl-prolyl cis-trans isomerase activity; calcium ion binding. Lineage: Eukaryota; Metazoa; Arthropoda; Insecta; Hemiptera; Aphididae. The coding region runs from base 199 to 885 and encodes 228 amino acids. The transcript has 3 exons. The record is from RefSeq and is a predicted model, not a curated record.